GAAGUGAGUGCGUCAAACUAUAACUUCGUUUGUUAUUAAGACACACAAGAGGUGUGGGAAGAAGUGUAGUGCGAUCAUAGAACCAGCUCAACUCCGUGUCAGUUUACACUUGACGAUUUCAGUUCUCAACAUGCUGUUCUUGCUACUUCUACUGGCAUCCACAGGUAAUUGCCAGGUCCAGUAUGUGCCGGGUCAGAUGAAAAAUGACUCGUGUGCAUGUGAGGUGAACACCAACGUAUGGCUGUUUCCUGCAAAGAAGUACGAGGCAACACUGCAACAAGUUGAAUCUUGUGAUGAUUCCCUUAAGAAGCUCCAAGAGCAGGUGCAUCGGUCAAAACAGCGUCUCCCUGAGAUUCAUGAAGUGGUUGAGAACAUAACAGGGCGGCUGGAGCCUUACCAGUACCUACAUUAUAAGGGCCUCUAUUCUGCCUUGUCUCUGCGUCAGUUGGGUGAAGAACUUGACAAACUCGAGGCUGACAUUAACGCCAUGUCCCUUCAAGUGAACAAUGAUGAAUCAACAAAACUCUCAAAAGAGGUCCAGAAACUGCGAAGAGAUGUUGACAUGAUGCAUAUGGCAGACUCAAUCAACAUGAAGACUGUAAAAGAAAAACUACGCUACUUGAAAAACAGUGUUGAGUCAUGCUUGUCAAUCCCUAAAGAUUUCAAAGGUCAGCAAAGGUAUUGCCUUAAGGGCCUUAUGAUGAACAUCAGUGCACCGGUCAUAACUAAAGUCAGUCCAUAUGGUAAAAACAUCAUCUCUGGCUCAUGGGGCCAACAAGCCCUUGCAGAUAGCGAAGGCCUGAAGAACAUCUUCUGGAUUCAGCCUUUGCUCCACGGCCACUUGUCAGGCAAUACCAUACGAACCUACCAAUCUUAUGAAGACUUCAUGGCCUCUGCUAACCACAAAGAUUUUACUGUAGCUCUAUCCAACGUCCAUCCUAAUACUGUUGAAGGCCCCAGUGCCGUCCUGUAUGGAGAGGCUGUGUACUAUCAUUGCUAUGACUCUCCAUCUAUCUGCCGGUACGAUUUCAACAACAAGGCUGUCACAAGGGUCGAACUUCCCGGAAUUGAGAAGAAUUACAGAAAAUUCCCUUAUUGUUACUUUGACUGUCGGGCCAAUAGUGAUGUGGACGUGGAGGUAGAUGAGACAGGGCUGUGGGUCAUCUAUGCCACCUUUGGUAGCCAUGGUAACAUCGUGGUAAGCAAACUAUCCUGGGAUAGUGAAGCUAAAAUCCUCAAUAUCACACAGACGUGGGAAACGAGGCUGUUCAAGAAGGCAGCAAGCAACGCUUUUAUGUCAUGUGGUGUGUUGUAUGCUACCCGCUUUUUGGAUGAUUACCAUGAAGAGGUGUUCUAUGCUUUUGAUACAGCAACAGGAAAAGAGGACAAUACACUCGCACUGCGAAUGGAGAAGAUCGGUAAGGGAGUUGCCAGUCUGAGUUACAACCCUAUCAACAGGCAGCUCUACAUGUUUAACGAUGGAUACCUUCUUGCCUACCAAGCCCACUUCUAAAAUUUGACACAAAGCUAAAAUAGUGCUACAAAAAUAGGCAACACACAUCAAACACAUAUCCCGCAUGAGAGGGCUUGCUUCAAACAGGGGUGCCCAGGUCCCGUCGUCGAGAUCCCCAAUCCAGAUCCCCUUCCAACACACCUGAUCAGGAUCGUUAUCCCGUCCUGUCAUUUUUAUAGAUCUAUUAUAUAAUGUCAAUGUUCAGCCCGUCCAAGUGUCCUUUUAAUGAGUAUCAGGUUUUGAAAAAAAAGUAACUUGGAAAAUUUCUGGCAAGCUGAUUUUCAAGAAUAAUAAGAUACUGACUGUAAUAUGCUUUGCUACUAGUUUAGUCGUUAUUGUCUAAAAGGGUAUGAAUAUAUAAACUAUACGUACAGUUGUCACUAAUGUUCAGAGAUCACAUGUGCCAAAUUACAUUUUUAAAAAACAGGUAAUUGCUUAAUAAAUACACGAGAUUGCAA
This is a messenger RNA of Hippocampus comes (tiger tail seahorse), 1971 nucleotides long. Its product is annotated as olfactomedin-like. The transcript has 5 exons. The coding region runs from base 131 to 1513 and encodes 460 amino acids. NCBI's taxonomy places the organism in Eukaryota, Metazoa, Chordata, Actinopteri, Syngnathiformes, Syngnathidae. Gene Ontology annotation, biological process: signal transduction. The record is from RefSeq and is a predicted model, not a curated record.